GCCGACGUCCUUUGGCUGUGCAUGACUACGGAGCCAUGGAGGUCCCCGCAGUGGAUGUGGCGAGCGCCUUGAGAGAGGCGGCGGCCUUGGAGGAGAAGAAGCUGAAGGAGAAGCAGCAGGCUGAAGCCGACAAUGCGCUCGCUGAGGAGGUUGAUGUCGAGGUGUUCUCUGCCUACGAGUGCCGAUCCCUCCCCCCAGAGCUCGGCAACGCGCACCCGGGAGACAUCAGCGAACCGGGCCUCCUCUCAGCGGUGCCGCUGCCGCCUUCCACGUAUGGCUCUGAAGCGUUUGACGGUCCAGUCAUCGACGAGACCAAGCUCAGCAGGCUACAGCUAGAAGGGGUACUCUACGCUGCUCAGAGGCACACCCACCUCCUUCCGGACGGGAAACGGGCAGGGUUCUUCAUCGGCGAUGGGGCAGGGGUAGGAAAGGGGCGGCAGAUUGCCGGGAUCAUCUUGGACUCGUGGGCUAGGGGUCGGAAGAAGCACAUCUGGUGCAGUAUCUCGAACGACCUAAAGCUGGACGCGCAGAGGGACUUGAAGGACGUCGGGUGCCACAUCAACGUCAUCGACGGCUGUCAGGCAUGGCGUGCGGGCAAGGGGUUGGAUGCCGCGUCAAGCAAGGGCCUCGGCAUGUCCAGUAGCUCCAAGCACGGGUGCCUGUUCAGCACGUACAGCACGCUCGCCAGCGGACGGUCCAACGCCGUCGGCAAGAAGACUCGCCUCGACCAGCUCAUAGACUGGUGCGGAGGGAAGGAGUUCGAGGGCUGCUUGGUGUUUGACGAGGCGCACAAGGCCAAAAACUUUAACACCUCAAAGGAGGAGCUGUCUACCAAGGUGUCCCAGGCCGUCAUCAAGAUUCAGGACAUGCUACCCAAGGCGCGCGUGGUAUACUGCUCCGCCACAGGGGUGACCGACAUCGGGAACCUGGCGUAUGCGACGCGGCUGGGCUUGUGGGGAGAGCACUCUCCGUUCCGCGGCUUCAAGGAGUUCAAGGAGAGCAUGGAGAAGCGCGGGCUAGGGGCACUGGAGAUGCUCGCGAUGGAGCUCAAGGCUAAGGGCUCGUACGUGAGCAGAGGGUUGGGGUGGAAAGGAGCGGAGUUCGAGACCUGCGAGGUGAAACUUCCGCCCUCGACUGUGGAGAUGUACGACAAGGCCGUAGAGUUCUGGAUGCUGCUGAGGAAGGAGUUGGAGAAGGCCGCUUCGGCGUGCGGCAACAGCGGCAUGUGCAAGGCCGAGCGGUGCAAGGACGGACACGUCUGCUCCCCGAUGCGUCAGUUCUGGGGGCAGCAGCAGCGUUUUUUCAAGGAGAUGGCAAACGCGUCCAAGGUGGAGUUCGUUGUUGCGCAAGCGAAGGAGGCGCUGUCGAGUGGCAUGAGUGUAGUCAUCGGCCUGCAGAGCACCGGGGAGAGCGGAAUGGACAAGGCAAUGUCGGAGAUGAAGAAGAGGCCGGGCGACACCGUUGCCACGCUCAUCAGCGCCGCGCACUAUGGCACCAUUGGGGUGCACAUCCAAGCGGGAAUCGCGACCCUGUUCAACGUGGAACAGGCUAGGGCAAGUCUCCGCAAAGACCAAGAGCAGAGCAAGGUAUUGAUGCUGGUGCUGGCGGUGGUGCUGAAGGCCGAGCACGCCAAGUCGCGUGAGCUUCAGGAUUGCGUGGAGGCUAAGGAAAAACUGCUUCAAAAGGCGAAGGACGAAACUGACAGAUCAGACGCCCUCAUCGAUGCUCUGGGGGGGACGGCAGAAGUCGCCGAGAUGACUGGCCGAAGGGGAAGGCUCGUUCGUAGGGUCCGCGGUGACGCUCGAUUCACGUACGACCUUAGGCCGGAAAACGAGGAGACCAGCCUGAACAUCCGCGAGCGCGAGCUGUUCAUGUCCGGGAAGAAGAGGGUGGCCAUCAUCAGCGACGCCGCCAGCACCGGGGUCUCCCUCCACACGGCGGUGGGGUCGGGAUCGGAGGGGCGUCGGCGGCUCCACAUCACUCUCGAGCUGCCGUGGUCCGCGGACAAGGCCAUACAGCAGCUGGGCAGGAGCCACCGCUCCAACCAAGCGUCGGCGCCGGUGUUCCGACUACUGGUGACCGAUCUCGGGGGGGAACGUCGCUUCGCUGCAGCCGUCGCCAAGCGGCUGGCCAGCCUAGGGGCCCUGACGAAGGGAGACCGUCGCGCCGCCACAGGAGCCGACUUUAGUUCCUUCGACCUGGACACCAAGUACGGCCGCAGGGCGCUCAAGUCCAUGAUGACGGCCAUUGUCACCAAGACGGGGCUAACCCCUGGCGUCGACUUGAUGACCCUCCGCCCCUUCGUGCAAUCUGGUCGGCUCAUGUCAACCGCUCCGGUCGCAGCUACCCCAACCCCAUCCUCUGACAACGAGGGUGGUGCGACGGGAGCCGCGGAGAUGGUGGCGGAAGAGCUCGGGCAAGACGCCAAGGCAGAGAUCAAGAUUGCUGCCAUGCUGGCUGCGGAGCGGAGCUUGGAGGACAUGGCGAUCGAACCAGGCCAGUACACCAACGUCACCCUCUUCCUGGGCAGGCUGCAGGGCCUCCCCGUCCAAAGGCAGAACCUCAUGUUUACCUACCUCACGGGCAACCCGCCCGUCUACGUGGGCCACUAG
Ectocarpus sp. CCAP 1310/34 is the source of this 2612-nucleotide messenger RNA. The record is from the annotation of a GenBank genome assembly. Lineage: Eukaryota; Phaeophyceae; Ectocarpales; Ectocarpaceae.